Choloepus didactylus (southern two-toed sloth) is the source of this 1152-nucleotide messenger RNA. RefSeq names its product solute carrier family 50 member 1 (gene SLC50A1). Gene Ontology annotation, biological process: carbohydrate transport. Gene Ontology annotation, cellular component: membrane. Gene Ontology annotation, molecular function: sugar transmembrane transporter activity. Lineage: Eukaryota; Metazoa; Chordata; Mammalia; Pilosa; Megalonychidae. Bases 297 to 833 code for a protein of 178 amino acids. The transcript is spliced from 4 exons. The record is from RefSeq and is a predicted model, not a curated record.
GGGCCUCGGGUAGCGCCUGCCCGCGCCCCGUGGCAGGCGCGGAAUCCGAGUAAGGGCGGAAUGGAGACGGUCAGCGUGGCCGACUCGCUCCUUUCCGGAGCCUGUGUGCUCUUCACGCUCGGCAUGUUCUCCACUGGCCUGUGAGAGCGCGGCCGGGCUAGAUUGGGGCAGGACCAGGAAGUCAGGAAAGGAGAGAGGGGAGCCGGAGACGUGGCCGCCUCCCCAGGCUGCGUCCUGAGGGAGAAGGCAGGGGAGUUGAGGGUGGUGGCGGGGGUUCUGGGGACUGGAAGACAGGAAUGGGGGGCUUGAUCCCUCAGCAUCCUGGUGCUCUCCUUCCACCCCUCAACCCUCCGUUCGGGGCUCCGUUACAGCUCGGACCUCAGGCACAUGAGGAUGACUCGGAGCGUGGACAGCGUCCAGUUCCUGCCCUUUCUCACCACGGAUGUCAACGUGCUGUGCUCCUACAAACUACAGCCCUGCUGGGGGUCCUUCUCCUGGGUUAUGGCUACUUUUGGCUCCUGGUGCCCAACCCCAAGGCCCGUCUUGAACAGCUGGGCCUCUUCUGCAAUGUCUUCACCAUCAGCAUGUACUUCUCACCACUGACUGACUUGGCCAAAGUCAUUCAGACUAAAUCAACCCAACGUCUCUCCUUCUCACUCACCAUUGCCACCCUCCUCACCUCUACCUCUUGGACCCUCUAUGGGUUUCGACUCAGAGAUUCCUACAUCGUGGUGCCCAACGUUCCAGGAAUCCUCACCAGCUUCAUCCGCCUUUGGCUUUUCUGGAAGUACCCCCAAGAACAAGACAGGAACUAUCGGCUUCUGCAAACCUGAGUCAGCUCACCUCACCACUGGGCACGUUAAUGCCAACCCAAUACCAAAGAUAGCACCUAGUUUCAGCUGUUCCUGCUGAUCAAGCCCACAGGUGCAGUGGGUGGUGGGGAAGAAAAAGGGACAAUUUUGAGAAUAGAGAGACCAAAGUAAGAGCUUUACUUAGAAGAUGAUUUGGGACCUGGGAGAUGAAUCACUUUCAUUUUGUAGAGAUCAUAUUUUUUAAUUUGGAGGUUGGGGCUAUAUCUUUAGAAUGUGCCUUAAAAUAAACUGUUACCCACCCCUGCCCAUCACCAUUAAAUCUCCAUUUGGUGAAUUUCAA